Micromonas commoda is the source of this 1424-nucleotide messenger RNA. RefSeq names its product Drug/Metabolite transporter superfamily. The coding region runs from base 10 to 1359 and encodes 449 amino acids. The record is from RefSeq and is a predicted model, not a curated record. The transcript has a single exon. NCBI's taxonomy places the organism in Eukaryota, Viridiplantae, Chlorophyta, Mamiellophyceae, Mamiellales, Mamiellaceae. Gene Ontology annotation, cellular component: membrane.
CGUUCGGCGAUGGCGCGCCUUCCCUCGGAUGGCGCGCGCGCGGGGGACAUGGACGUGGAGCUCGUGGACGUCUCCCUCGCCGAGGCCGAGGUGACGGACGGGGCCGGGGUGAAGCGGGGAGGAGGCGGGUUCGCGCGGGCACGAAUGGGCGACGACGCCGUAUCGGAGGAUUCCGACGGCGAGGACGAGGAGCGGGGGUUGCUGCGGGGCGACGCGGGCGACGCGUCCACGUCCGCUCCGCACCGCAGCGAUCCGCGGCCACCACCGACCGGCUGGCGCGGGUACGUCGCGAGGGUUCCCAAGGGCGAGGCCGUCAUGCUCGCCGCGACCUUCACGUUCGCCUUUCAAAACGUCGUAGCCAAGACGGUCGAAAAGGGGGUGCCGCCGAUGCAGGUCGUCUUCGUCAGGUCGUGCAUCAGCGGCUGCGUGACCGCGUUCACGACGUGGAGACGCGCGGCGGAGUGCAACGCCAUCGUCCGCGAGGCGGACGCGGAGACCACGGGCGGGGAAACGCGAGCGUCGGCGUCGUCCGGCGAAGACCUCCGCGAUUCACGAUUCACGAUCGAGACCCUCCUGGGCCAUCGGCGGUUCUGGCGCCUGUGCCUCCUGCGAGGCGUCGCGGGAAGCAUCGCGUUCUCGCUCGCGUACGUCUCGCUCACCUACCUCACCGUGGGGGACAGCGUGGCGAUAUUCUUCCUGAAUCCCAUCUUCAGCUCGCUCAUGGCCAUACCGGCGCUCGGGGAGAAGCCGAGUGCCGUUCAAGCCGUCGCCAUCGGCGGCGGGCUCGUCGGCACCCUGCUCAUCGUCAAGCCCCCGGCGCUGUUCCACGCCCUGGGAGCGCCCUUGAACGACGAUGAUCGACGCCGCGAUCGACCGAUGGAUCCGGUGGGGGUGGCGGUGACGUUAUUUUCCGCGUUUUUCUGCGCGGUGGCGAUGGUUUCGAUCCGAGCGGUGAGGGGUCGGGUCAGCGCGCUCGCCCUCGCGGUGUGGUUUCACGGCUGCUCCGCGGCGCUGGGUUUCGUCAGCGUCACGAGCGCGUGGCCGCUGCCGCCCGUCUGGCCCACCGCCCACGAGUGGGGUCUGCUGAUUCUCAUAUCGCUGACGUCGUUCGUGGGUCAGCUCUCGCUCAACUACGGGUACUCGCACUUGCCGACGCUGACGGCGUCUGCGCUCUAUUACCUCAUGGUGGCGUGGUCGGCGUUGUUGGGGUGGGCGAUGAUGGGAGAACGGGUGGACGCGUACGGGGCGCUCGGGGCGGUGGCGAUAUGCGUCGGGGGGCUCGCGCCCGGCGUGCACAAGGCGCGCGUCGAGCGGGCGGCGAGGGCGAAGCGGGCGAUGAACGGAGCCGACGGCGGGUGACGUUCCUUACGUUUAUUUCUUUAGUCUAGUUAGGGGAGUUACGUUUAGUUGAAGCGUUUUGGUCC